This is a messenger RNA of Contarinia nasturtii (swede midge), 2253 nucleotides long. It is a transcript of the gene Rm62, whose product is annotated as ATP-dependent RNA helicase p62. Gene Ontology annotation, cellular component: nucleus; cytoplasm; ribonucleoprotein complex. The coding region runs from base 173 to 1876 and encodes 567 amino acids. Gene Ontology annotation, molecular function: RNA binding; RNA helicase activity; ATP binding. Lineage: Eukaryota; Metazoa; Arthropoda; Insecta; Diptera; Cecidomyiidae. The record is from RefSeq and is a predicted model, not a curated record. The transcript has 3 exons.
UCAUUAAUUCGUUCUCUUUGUGUUUGCUGCCAUUAUUGUGAACACAUGUGUUUUGUUAUUUCACAUCAAACGACGCAAUAAAUUUUCGUUUUUCAUUCAUCAAUUAUCAUUGAAAAACCAUUCAAUUUAAUUUAUUUUCAAUUGCGUUCGUGAACAAAACACAAAGACAACGAUGGUUCGUGCUCCAGCAAAUAAUUUCAAGCGUCCAGGUGGUGAAAAAAGUGCGCAUCAUCAUUUCAAUCGUGAUGAUAGAGGAAAGCCCAGCAAUAAUGGAGCACGCUUCGGUGGUGGUUCACGUAAUGGUGGCGGCGGAUUUGGUGGUGGUGGCGGCAGUAAAAAAUCAGUUGGUGAAAAUUCAUCAUUGUCACAACCCGAUUGGACCUCAAUUCAGUUAAGUGCAUUCAAAAAAGAUUUCUAUAAGCCAAAUGCAAUCGUUCAGCAGCGUUCAGAGUUUGAACUUGAUGCAUUCCGCACUGAGCACAGUAUUACAAUUCGUGGUCGUGCACCGAAUCCAAUCAUCAAUUUUGAUGAAAUCAACAUGCCCGACUAUGUGAUGAACGAAAUUCGUCGACAAGGUUACGAAAAACCAACACCGAUUCAAGCACAAGGUUGGCCAAUUGCGUUGAGUGGAGCGAAUAUGGUUGGCAUCGCAAAAACUGGAAGUGGAAAAACACUUGGUUACAUUUUACCAGCCAUUAUUCACAUCAACAAUCAACCGAGAUUGUAUCGUGGAGAUGGACCGAUCGCAUUAGUGUUGGCACCCACACGUGAACUUGCCCAACAAAUUCAACAAGUAGCCGGCGAAUUUGGUUCCGAAUCACAGGUGCGAAAUACAUGCUGCUUUGGUGGAGCAUCACGUGGCCCACAAGCUCGAGACUUACAGCGGGGAUGUGAAAUUGUUAUAGCCACACCCGGACGAUUGAUUGACUUUUUGGAAUCUGGACAAACCAAUCUUAAACGAUGCACAUAUUUGGUGCUUGAUGAAGCCGAUCGUAUGCUUGACAUGGGUUUCGAGCCACAAAUUCGAAAAAUUAUCGAACAAAUUCGACCAGAUCGUCAAGUAUUGAUGUGGUCUGCAACAUGGCCAAAAGAGGUUCGUAAAUUGGCAGCCGAUUUUCUCGGUGAAGAUUAUAUUCAGCUCAACAUUGGUUCAUUGGAAUUGGCUGCCAAUCACAAUAUUCGGCAAAUCAUUAACGUAUGUGCCGAUUCAGAUAAAGAAGAAAAACUACAAGCAUUGCUCGAAUCAAUCUACGACAGUGACAAAGAAGUUGGAAAAAUUAUCAUUUUUGCGGAAACAAAGGCUCGUGUUGAAACCGUUGCUCGCUACAUUCGGAGCUUUAAUGUCCACUGUGUUGCUAUUCACGGUGAUAAGUCACAACAAGAACGUGACUUUGUGCUGCGACAAUUCCGUACAGGAAAGGCAAACAUUUUAGUAGCAACCGAUGUGGCAGCUCGUGGUUUAGAUGUCGACGGUAUUCGACACGUGGUAAAUUAUGAUUAUCCAGGAAAUUCGGAGGACUAUAUUCAUCGUAUUGGACGUACAGGUCGAUCAGACACUCUUGGAACAUCGUACACAUUUUUCACAGAAAAUAAUGCUCGCCAAGCAUCUGAUUUGGUGUCUGUAUUACGUGAAGCCAAACAGGAAAUCGAUCCAAAACUUUUAGACAUGGCCAAUCGCAAUCGCGGCCGUGGCAAUAACUUUGACAAAGCUAGAAGAUACGGUGGUUUCGGCGGACGAUCAAAUGGUGGAUUCAGAAAUGGCGGUGGCUUCGGUGGCAAUGGAAACAGCUGGAGUGGAAACAGACAACGAAACGGUUAUGGACAGAGCAACGGUGGCGGUUAUUCCAAUGGGAAUACAAGAAAAACAUUCGAUUAAAAUUCAUUUUGCUCUACUAUGUGUUCUAAGUUUUUUUUUUCUCUUCUAAUUCCUAGCUUAAUUUCACCCCCCAAUUUUUUUUCUUUGAGUUAAGUAAAUGAAUUUGCAAUCCAGAGUGUGUAAACAAAACGAAAGAAAAAGAAAACUCAUCAUAAUAUAUUCCCGUAAAUAUUAACAAUUUAUUUAAUUGGAUGUCAGUGUUAGGAGAAUUUUAGGAGAAACAGUGGAAAUAGAAAUAUUACUAAAACGAGACAAUUUGUCUCACAAAUCGUACAAACAUGUAAUUUUUGCAUUUCUGUCCAAUGUCCCCUUUUUCUGGAAAAAUAAAAAAAACCAUAAAUAAAACAAAAUUUCUCUGCUUUUGAGACCGCAAAAAA